GCUCUCUGCGAUGUCGCGUGCAGUGCUCGCGCUCGCGGCGCUCGGUGCAGCGGCGGGCGUCGAUGCGAAGAAGAUGAUGCCGAUGCACAAGCUUCGCGCAUACCAAGAGCAGGCUGCGAGGAAGUGGGCCGUCCCGCCACGAGCCGACGCGGUCGCGGGUGGUCCGGGCACCGUCAAGAACAUUACCUUCUCUAACCCGAAGGCGUCAGAGUUCUGGGUGAAUGGCUCGGCUAUCCCGUUGGUCGAUUGGGACAUUGGCCCGAGCUGGGCGGGCUUGCUGCCGAUUAGCAACAAGACCGAUGAGACGCGUCAGCUGUUCUUCUGGUUCUUCCCGCCUGGUCCGCAAGGCAGUCUCGAUGACCUCAUCAUGUGGAUCAACGGAGGCCCCGGAUGCUCGUCCCUAGAGGGCCUCCUGCAAGAGAACGGGCCGAUCCAGUGGUCUCACGGACAAGCGAAACCUACGCCGAACGACUAUAGCUGGACGAACCUCUCGAGUAUCCUGUAUAUCGACCAGCCGGUCGGGACGGGUUUCUCCCAGGGCACGCCAGAUAUCGAGAAUGAAGACCAACUGGCUGAGCAGCUCGUUGGCUUCCUGCACCAGUUCCUCGAGGUCUUCUCCGAGCUGAAGGGGAAGAACUUCUACACUACCGGGGAGAGUUAUGCCGGGACCUACGUUCCUUACACCGCCAACUACAUCUACGAGCACCCCGACGCUCUCGACCUCGACCUCAAAGGCUUCUGGAUCUCCGAUCCCUCGCUCUCGUGGGACGUCGUCCAAGAGCAGAUCCCCGCCGUGAGCUUCGUGCACAAGUACCGGAACGUCUUCGCGUUCAACGAGACGUUCAUGGACACGCUCGACGCGCAGGCCGCCGCCUGCAACUACGCGGACUACACGGACAAGUACCUCGCCUAUCCGCCCACCGGGCUGCUGCCCCUGCCGGGCACGAGCGUCGAGGCCGACGCCGGGUGCGACGUGUGGGACGCGAUCUUCGCCGCGGCGCUCGACGUCAACCCCGCGUUCAACAUCUACCGCAUCUUCGACACGUGGCCGAUCCUGUGGGACGUGCUCGGCUUCCCGGGGUCCUUCCCGCAGACGCAGCUCGCGCCGCUCUACUUCGACCGCGCGGACGUGAAGGCGGCGAUCCACGCGCCCGCGGACGUCGCCUGGGCGGAGUGCUCCGAUGUGGACGUGUUCCCCGACGGCGAUAAUAGCCUCCCGCCCGUGUUCAGCGUGCUCCCGAACGUGAUCGAGAAGAGCGCGCGGGCGGUGGUCGUGCACGGCCUCGCGGACUUCGUGCUGAUCAGCGAGGGCACGCGGAUCGCGCUGCAGAAUAUGACUUGGAACGGUAUGCAGGGAUUCCAAACACCUAUCGCAAAUGACAGCUUCAUCGUUGAUGGCGUCGGUGCACUGGGCACGGCCCACUACGAGCGCGGCCUGGCCUACUUCGAGGUCGAGCUGAGCGGGCAUAUGGUACCCGAGUUCUCUCCAGCGGCUGCAUACCAAAUUAUGGAGUACCUGUUGGGCUUCCGCGCGGAACCUACCUUCACUCCGCAGGAGAGCGACGUCGUCAGGCGAUCUGAGCUGUAGAUGGGGAGCAGCAGCUUGAGAACGGUGGACGCGACAACAUUGCCGUGCAGUGCCGUUGUAUAGAAUGCCUGUUGUGUACUGCUAAUAGAUUCAGGUCGCGGCAUCAACAUAACCUUGUAAGUCAACUUGCUCGAUUGGAUCAGAUCGGCAUAGCAAAUUGGCAGACGAAAUGGCGGCUUACCUGUGCAGACAGCCACCUGAUACCACCCUCCACUAGUUCCAUCACUAGCAGCACUA
This is a messenger RNA of Fomitopsis serialis, 1825 nucleotides long. Its product is annotated as Alpha/Beta hydrolase protein. Bases 11 to 1588 code for a protein of 525 amino acids. Gene Ontology annotation, molecular function: serine-type carboxypeptidase activity. Gene Ontology annotation, biological process: proteolysis. Lineage: Eukaryota; Fungi; Basidiomycota; Agaricomycetes; Polyporales; Fomitopsidaceae. The transcript is spliced from 13 exons. The record is from RefSeq and is a predicted model, not a curated record.